CAACCCCGGAAGACCGUCAAGAAAUUGCCCAGGGGGGCGGGGAGGGAGGAAAGCCAGGCGCUCCUGGUCACCCGCCCCUCUCUCGUCACGCGAUCGCGCGAGACGGAAAAAGGGAACCCGAGGCCGCUGCGACGCCGCGACAGUAGGCUCCAUGCCCAGUGCAGAUCCCAAUGUGGGGCUUGAACUCACGACCCUGAGAUCAAGACCUGGGCUGAGAUCAAGAGUCAGACGCUUAAUCAGGAAUCUUCAGAAAUCCUGCCCAGCUAUUUGAGAUGCUGCCCAAACCUGGGAUCUAUUACUUCCCCUGGGAGGUCAGUGCUGGCCAAGUGCCCAACGGGGGCACACUGAGAACAUUCGGCAGGUUGUGCCUCUAUGAUAUGACCCAAUCCCGAGUGACGCUGAGAGCACAGCAUGGAUCUGACGAGCACCAGAUCCUGGUCUGCACCAAGUUGGUGGAGCCGUUCCAAGUCCAGAAAGACUCCCUAUACCUUGUCCUUGGAGAGCUGGAGCAUGAGGAUGGAGGCUCCGUGGUGAAGGCCCGGGUGCUGACUUGUGUGGAAGGAAUGAACCUACCCUUGUUAGAACAAGCCGUCCGGGAGCAGAGGAGGUACCAGCAAGAGAGGGACAACAGCCAGUAGCAAAUGGCAGUUCCUGGCAGCCGUCCCCUCCCCAGCCUGCUCCUGAGGCCAAGCCCACUGGAGAUGUCUGAGCAGAGAAGAUGCAGGACCUUCCCCAGAGUGACAGCCUUUUUCUGGAGCUGGACCGAAGAGGAGGGGUUGCUAAUUUGGAUUGUUCUGGACACCUCCCCCCCCCCCCGCCUGUCAGGCGCCUGCCGGAGGCUGAGCUGUGGGGUGCUGGGGCCUGAGCCUCGAGUGGGAAUAUGGAGGGUUCUGGAAGGUCCUCAUGAAUAAAGGCCCCAGUGGGGGAGACCUUG
Molecule: messenger RNA, 934 nt
Organism: Zalophus californianus (California sea lion)
Lineage: Eukaryota; Metazoa; Chordata; Mammalia; Carnivora; Otariidae
Gene: TEN1
Product: TEN1 subunit of CST complex
Exons: 5
Coding region: 273-638 (121 amino acids)
Biological process (GO): negative regulation of telomere maintenance via telomerase
Cellular component (GO): CST complex
Molecular function (GO): telomerase inhibitor activity; single-stranded DNA binding; telomeric repeat DNA binding
Source: RefSeq, a predicted model, not a curated record